Molecule: messenger RNA, 3858 nt
Organism: Pezoporus occidentalis (night parrot)
Lineage: Eukaryota; Metazoa; Chordata; Aves; Psittaciformes; Psittacidae
Gene: SPAG5
Product: sperm associated antigen 5
Exons: 21
Coding region: 46-3789 (1247 amino acids)
Biological process (GO): regulation of attachment of spindle microtubules to kinetochore; cell division
Source: RefSeq, a predicted model, not a curated record
GGGACCGGGACCAGGACCGGGAUCGGGAGUGACCGGAGCGGGGCCAUGCGGGCCUCCAGGACCCCCGCCGCGCAGCAGCGGCCCCGGCGCACCCCACUGCAGGAGCUGCGGCUGCAGCCGGGCGCGGAGCGCACCAGCCUCACCCCGCUGCUCCACCGGCUGCGGCUCAAGGACCAUGACUGUGCCACCCCAGUGCCCUGCACCCGUGGCCCCCGCAGCAGUGUCACCCCCGUGCCUUGUGCUCUAGGAUGCCCCAGAAGUGCUGUCCUGCCUCCCCCCCGCAGCAACACUCUACUGCCUUGCACCCCGGGGCCCCCCAGCAACACCAUCCCGGAGGCCCCUGGGACUCUCUCCCUGGGUCCCAGUGUCUUGGAGCCUCCCAGGACUCCCACCCUGGUGCCCAGUGCCCCCAAUUGGACCAACCCAGAGCUCCCUGGCAGCUCCACCCCAGAGCCCCCCAGCAGCAUGGUGCAAGCAGCCCUGGACAGCUCUAUCCCGGGGCCCGGCAACAUGGAGCCCCCCAGCAGUCCCACCCCAGAUCCCUGUGUCCUGGAGCCCCCCAGCAGUCCCACCCCAGAUCCCUGUGUCCUGGAGCCCCCCAGCAGUCCCACCCCAGAUCCCUGCAUCCUGGAGCCCCUCAGCAGUCCCACCCCAGAUCCCUGUGUCCUGGAGCUCCCCAGCAGUCCCACCCCAGGUCCCUGCAUCCUGGAGCCCCUCAGCAGUCCCACCCCAGAUCCCUGUGUCCUGGAGCUCCCCAGCAGUCCCACCCCAGGUCCCUGCAUCCUGGAGCCCCUCAGCAGUCCUACUCCAGGCCAGCCCAGCAUCAUCAGCUCAGUGCCUUGCACCCCAAACUCUCCAGACAGCACCACAAUAGCACCCUGCACCCCUGGGUCCUCAGGCAGCACCAGCUCAGACUCCUGCACCCCAGGCCCCCCCGGCACCACCUCCACCCCACAGGAAGGUCCCUUCCAUGGGUGGCGAGUGGCACCCUCUGACUUCUCCUGCAGCCCCGUGGCCCCCGAGCCCCCAUCUGCAGAUGAGGGUGUUGGUUCCCUGCCUUGCCAAGACACCCCUGAGGAAGCCAAGUCCCCAUCCCCUGCCCCACAAGAGCAGGGACCCCCUGCAUCCCCUCCCAUUGAGGCAGGCAGGUCAGAGCCUGCUGCACUGGAGGGAACAGCUACCCCCAUCCCCUCACCAGAGGUGGCCUUGGGUGCUGUGUCCUGGGUGCUGCCAUUAGUGUGGCUGGAGAAGAGCCUCAACUCCUCAUCCCUGCUGGAGUCCCUGCGGCACAGCUUAACCCUGCCACGGCGGGACAUUGGCACCAACAUCACCCCAGUGCCUAUUGCAACCAUUGGCACCAGCGUCACCCCUGUGCCCACUGCAGCCAUUGGCACCAGCGUCACCCCUGUGCCCACUGCAGCCAUUGGCACCAGCGUCACCCCUGCGCCCACUGCAGCCAUUGGCACCAGCGUCACCCCUGCGCCCACUGCAACCAUUGGCACCAGCGUCACCCCUGCGCCCGCUGCAGCCAUUGGCACCAGCGUCACCCCGGUGCCCACCACAGUCACCGGCACCUUCAUGACCCCGCGGGACCUGAGGGAGAGCAGCACCAACACAUCCACGGGUCCCCCUCCCUGUGCCAAGGACAGCGCUGCCGAAACAGACUCCCUGCUCUGGCACUGUCCCCGGGAGCAGCUGAAGUCCCUGCCACGGGCAGAGCUGGAGGGGCGGCUGGAGAGCACCCUCAUCAUCAUCGAGGCCCUGUCGCUUCAGCUGCGGGGCUGGAACGAGAACCAGCGGACCCUGCCUGGCGUGGGGCCGGCUGAGCAGAGGGAUGUGCUCACCCAGACCGAUGUCACCCACCCCAAAGGGGAGGAGGAGAUCUACCGCAACCUCUACCUCGAGCUGCGGAGGAGGACGGAUGCUCUGCAGCGGCAGCGGGGAGUGGAGCAGGACCUGCAUCGGGAGCUGAAGACGGCCGUGGAAGGCAUGGGUGCCUGGAGCAGGCAGCGCCUCCUGUUCCAGGGCCUCGCGGAUGCCUCUCUCCAGAGCCUGCGGGAUGAGCAGAGAGCACUCGCCCAGGAGCGGGAGCAGGCGAGGGCCCUGGUGUCCCGGUGCCAGGCCCUGCUGGAAAGGGUUCCCAGCAAGCUGCAGAGCUGCCUGGAGGAGCGGGAUGCCAUGAGGCAGCGAGCGGAUGAAGCCCUCCAAGCCAAGCAGGAGGCGUCUCGCCAGCUGGAGGAGACCUCGGUGGCCCUGCAGGACACGGUGGCUAAACUGGAGCAGUUGACAGUGGCCAACUCGCGCCUCAGCGCAGACCACAGCUCCCUGAUGACCAGCCUGGCCAGCCUGGAGCAGGAGCGGGAUGCACGGCAGCAGGAGCGGGAUGCGCUGCAGCAGGAGAACGAGAAGCAGCAAGAGGAGAUGGCCUGGCUGGCGCGGGAGCGGGAAGCGCUGCAGCGGGAACGCAAUGGAUUGUGCCAGGAGCUGCGGGAGGCAACCGAGUGCCGGGAGUUCCUGGAGCAGGAGAACCAAAUGUCCCGCACUCAGCUGCUGGAGGUGGAGGCCAGGCUGAGGUCCACGCUGGACACGCUGCAGGAGUGCAGCCAGCAGCACGAGGAGCUGAUGGAUUCCCACCAGCGCCUGCGGGAAGAGCGGGCUGCCCUCAGCAAGGAGCUGGAGAGCACCAAGGCCGAGCUCCUCGACUUGCAGCUUAAGAGGAACAAAGUCUCCUGGUGCUCCAAGGACAUCGUGGAGAGCAAGAUGCGGCUGCAGGAGCUCGCCGAGUGCCUCAGGGCUGCUCUGCAGGAGGAGGAUGAUGAUGCUGAUGCUGCUGCCCCAUCGAAAAGCAGAGCCUGGACCCCGGUCCCACGUACUCCAGGCUGGCAGACCCCAUACCAUGUCCGGACCCCCGCCUGCCGCACACCGAUGGUCCGGACCCCACACCGUGCCAUAGCGAGCUCCUUUGUGGGCAGCGUCCUGAAAGCUGUGUGUGGGGAAGAUGCUGAUGAAGCUGCUGGAGUUGGGAGUGCAUUUACCAAGGACAAACCUGCUGCUACACCAAAGGCAAUAGAGCCUGAGGAUGGUUUGCUGGAGAGCGUGAAGCAGCUGAGGUCCGUGGUGUCCGACCUUGCCAUGCUGAGCUGCCGCAUCCAGGACCUGGAGCAGAGCGAGUUCAAGGCGCUGCAGACAGAGAUCUCCAACCUGCAGCUCCGUUUGGAGGCGGUGACAACGGAGAGCCAGGAGAAGAUCGAUGCCCAGGCUGCCACCAUCGUCAAGCUGAACAAGGCGCUGAGGGGCAAGCUCGAGAGUGAGAAGGAGCUGCAGGACGUGGUGAAACGACAGGAAGAGAAGAUGCUGCAACUCAUCGACAAGAGUGGGGAAGUCACGAGUCUGAAGGAAGAGGUUUUCCAGCUGAAGCGCUCGCUGCAGCGUGCAGAGACAGAGGCCAAGGUGCUGUGGGAGGAGAUGAGGGAGCAGAGACCCAAGGAGGACACUGUUCAUGUGCGGGAGCGAGUGCUGCAGCAGCAGGAGAUGGGCAAACUGCGGCUGCUGCUCCUGGAGAAGGUGGAUGAGAACCAGCGGCUCUCAGAUAAGGUCCAAGGGCUGGAGCUGCGGCUCCAUCGCAUCCAGAAAGUGCUGAGGAGCCAUGAGGAGAUGCAGGAGAAGAUGAAGGAGGUCCUGGUGGCUGUCCCUGACGUGGCCAUGGCGUGCCAGGAGCAUCACAGCCUGCUGCGGUACCUGGGCUUGAAGCCGGAGAGUGUCAGCAAAGAGGCUGCGGAGCCGCUAUAGCCCCCGGGGUGAAACCUUCCCCUUGUUAAUGCUGUAAUUAUUUAUUGAAUAAAGUUGUGUUGGCAUCCA